Messenger RNA from Macroventuria anomochaeta, 1143 nucleotides. RefSeq lists its product as uncharacterized. Gene Ontology annotation, biological process: regulation of DNA-templated transcription. The record is from RefSeq and is a predicted model, not a curated record. NCBI's taxonomy places the organism in Eukaryota, Fungi, Ascomycota, Dothideomycetes, Pleosporales, Didymellaceae. Bases 1 to 1143 code for a protein of 380 amino acids. The transcript has 3 exons.
AUGGCAGAGAUAGUCGGCCUUGCAGCGAGCAUCGUCCAGCUCGGCGGCGCUGGAAUAGAGCUGUCCAAGUCCCUUUACACAUUCGUGAGCUCAGCUGUGCGGGCAGAAAGCGAGAUCAGCGAUCUCGCCGGAGAUGUCAAACUAACCUGCAGUGCAUUGGAGCGAGUCGGACAGACGUUGAAGUCAGAGGACACCAAGUCAGCUCUGACUCAAAGAGCCGUCAGCGAUGCAGCAGAAAUCAAGCAAAGAUGCGAGUCCGUGUUCGCUGAAAUCUCGGGAAUUAUUGAGAAAAGAUGGAAGGUCGAUGGCAAUGGAAAACGAAACCUGAGUCUACUGGGCAAGGCGAGCUGGCCCCUAAAGGAGCAGAAAGUAGAACUACUGCGCAGGAGACUCGACAGUCUCAAGUUCAGUUUAUCGCUCCUGCUCAGUGUACUCCAACUCGCACACGAGCAGGCAAGAGGAAAGCUAGAUGCCGACCUCGAGAAAGAGCGUUACACGGUUCGCGAGCUACACAAGCAGCGUCAGAGAGCUCUCCAACGUGAGCAGGCUCUCGAAGAGAAGCUCAAACGACUGGAACUUCAUCAAGAUGUCACCGCGUCCGCAACGACUGUUGCUGCGCCCCUACAGUCUGCUGCGCCCACGAUCGCGAACAUUGCGACGAACGUCAUAGUGUCGCACCCCCAGGUCACUGCGAACGAUGCCGCAAUGAUUGGGAUACAUAGUACCGACUCAGACACCUCUGAUGCGGACGCGACAUCGACGGAUGACAAAGGGGAGCAUUUCACGCUCGCUGAGCUUGCACUGUGCGCUUCACAUAUUGAAGAUCUCCUCAAGCGGAUCACGGAUCUACAAAAGGGGCUCCAGACGGGCCAGCUUGUCAAGCAUCAUCGCAAGAGGCGGAUGCAUAAGACUUAUCUACGAAUCUGCCGCAAGAUUGAGUCAAACUUCCUUGUGACCUCCACUUCCUCACCAACAGCACCUCUACCACCGAGCCGAGCAAACAAUCAUCGUUUCCCGCCCAAGUUGAUAGUUAAGCCGGACCGCAUCAACUGCGGAACUGGCGCCCUCCCAGACCGCGUCGAUCUGGGGACGAUCAAGCCAACGUUUCCUUUACAAAUUCACCUGGCUUUCGACCUGGAGUAG